Messenger RNA from Parathielavia appendiculata, 1323 nucleotides. Its product is annotated as P60-like protein. The transcript is spliced from 2 exons. The record is from RefSeq and is a predicted model, not a curated record. The coding region runs from base 1 to 1323 and encodes 440 amino acids. Lineage: Eukaryota; Fungi; Ascomycota; Sordariomycetes; Sordariales; Chaetomiaceae. Gene Ontology annotation, molecular function: 5S rRNA binding. Gene Ontology annotation, cellular component: nucleolus. Gene Ontology annotation, biological process: ribosomal large subunit assembly; rRNA processing.
AUGCCGGUCUUGAAGCCGCUUUCGGGUGAUCCGGAUGCGCCCCAACAACACAAACAACCGUCCAGGAAAGGAAAGAAGGCAUGGCGCAAGAAUAUCGACAUUUCCGAGGUGCAGCAGGGUCUCGAGGAGCUCAAUGAGCAGAUAAUCAAGGGAGGAGUCAUUGCUGAGAAGGACUCGUCGGAACUCUUUACCCUUGAUGUCGUCGGCGACUCGGAGCUCACGAAGCGGUUCCCCAAGCACAUCAAGAAGGACUUGAAGGCCGACGAGAUUAUUGCGCAACGAUCGGCGGUGCCAGCUGUGUCCAUUCGCAAGCGACCUGCCGCUGACAAGACAACCGACGGGAUCCUCCCUGUGAAGAAGCAGCGGACUACCUAUGUUACGCACAAGGAGCUGGCGAGGAUAAAGAAGGUCGCCGAUGGCCGUCACGAGCAGACGGUUGAAGUGGUAGACGCAGAGUACGAUGUAUGGGCUGAGCCCAAGGAAGGGCCUAAGACCGAGGAGCAGUUCGAAUUCUUGCCCAAGGCCGAGAAGAUAAAGAAGCCCAAGACCCUGGAGUUGGAGCCUAUUUCCCUGGCAGCCAGCGGGAAACCCAUUCCUGCUGUGCCGAAGCCCAAGGGUGGCCACAGUUACAACCCCGCCUUCAACGAUUACCGGGACCGGCUGAUCGAAGAAAGCGAAAAGGCUGUGGAAGCAGAGAGGAAAAGGCUGGAGGCCCUUGAGGCGGAGCGCAUUAGGUUGGAAGCGGCGGCACGGUCUGCAGCCGAGGCAGAGGCAGCCGAGGCGCGGGCCGACCUUUCAGAGUGGGAGGACGACUCGGCAUGGGAAGGGAUCGAAAGCGCGGGCGAAGAGCUCAGUGUCAAGGCAAAGAGGCCACGACGGAAGACGCAGGCUGAGCGGAACAGGAUCAAGCGCCGGAAGGAGAAGGAGCGGAGAGCGAAGCAUGAAGCUGCCAUGAAGCGGAAGAAUGCCCAGGCGGAGCGCAUCAAGCAAAUCGCGCUCGAGGUGGCGGAGAGGGAGCGUCAGAUGGCGCUGGAGAAGGUCGAGAUGAGCGGCGCCAGCGACAUGGAGGAAGGCGAUGACGUCGAGCUGCGGCGGAGGCAGUUCGGCAAGCUCAAGUUGCCAGAGAAGGAUCUGGAGUUGGUGCUUCCUGACGAGUUGCAGGACUCCCUCCGGCGGCUUAAACCUGAAGGGAACCUCCUCAAAGACCGCUACCGCAACAUGCUGGUCAGGGGCAAGAUGGAGGCCCGGAGGAAGAUACCGUUCAGGAAGCAGGCCAAGACCAAGGUCACUGAGAAGUGGACAUUCAAGGAUUUCUCGGUUUAG